Messenger RNA from Carassius auratus (goldfish), 1875 nucleotides. RefSeq lists its product as uncharacterized. Gene Ontology annotation, molecular function: protein binding. Bases 1 to 1875 code for a protein of 624 amino acids. NCBI's taxonomy places the organism in Eukaryota, Metazoa, Chordata, Actinopteri, Cypriniformes, Cyprinidae. The record is from RefSeq and is a predicted model, not a curated record. The transcript is spliced from 14 exons.
AUGUCUCUGAAAUGCAGUGGUUUCAAAACUGUCCUGGAGCAGCACAGCAGCCCGAACGCUAACCUGACCCUGAAUUCUGUGGGCCCUCUGGGCUCCCAAUCCGCCCUGUGCUCCACCCCUCCUCCGCCCUCCGCCUCCACCCCAGCAGCUGCGCUAACCUACAGCCACUCCAGACCCCAGCCUUCCACGCCGGCCUCGGCCGGGGGCCACGUCACGCCCACCCACAUCCCCAGUGGCUUGCCUCGCCCUCCCUCAGUCCUGGGCUCCUCUCCUGCCCCCUCCCAGCCGCUCACGCCCCUGCAGUCCCAGCCAGAGCCCUCCCUGCAGAUGCAGCAGCCCACCUCUGUGCAAGCGCAGCAGCCCAGCACUCCGCUCUCUCAGAUGUCCGCUAGCGUUGAUAAUAGAGUCCCCACACCUGCAUCUGUGAAAGAGGCCCACUCCCAGCAUGCUUUGCCACCUGACUACCCUGCUGCCGAACUCAAAACCGAGCAUCAAGACGACGAGCAGGACUAUGAGUCUGGGAAAAAGCAGCCCGAUCUCAAGAUGGAGGAUGAAGAUGUCAAACCUCCUGAAGUUAAAGAGCAGCCAGAGUCUGUAGAAACUAAGCAGGAACAGAUGGAGACGGAGGAGAAGAAACCAGAGAUAAAGACCGAGCCAAAAGAGGAGGAAUUGUCCAGCACCAACAGCACUACACCAUCCAGUCAAUCCGCCCAGUCUCGCAGGAAAAUUUUCAAGCCAGAGGAGCUCAGGCAGGCGCUGAUGCCUACAUUAGAAGCUCUGUAUCGUCAAGACCCAGAGUCCUUGCCCUUCCGCCAGCCGGUGGAUCCCACUCUACUGGGCAUCCCGGUAAACCCCAUACACCUAUUUACUGGGCUGAUAUUUUAUGGGUAUCUCUUCAAAUGUUCUAAAUAUAUUAGAAAACAAACUUUGGAUGUAUUCAGCACAUUUGAGGAGAUGAAAACCGUUGCUCCGGGUUUGUCAAGACAAGGCUUUUUGCGGUUGUUAGAGCAGAGGACAGAGCAGUUUGGAAGGAGCGGUAAAAUACAUGGAGAUGCAUUUCAAAGGAGCUUUGUGGAAUACACUUUCUGCCAGUUUUUAUGUGAGAAAAUGGCAAAUGUGGAGCACUUCACCUGCCCAGCAUGUACACCCAACAUGCUUGCGGUUUCUGCAGACGGCAACAGAAAACUGUACAGGUUUCAACACUCUAAAGGGUCAGAGGAACCAUACUUUGAGGGCAUCUUCAUUGCCAAAGAUGUGGACGUAUCCUCUUUCGUUGAAGAAAUCAGGAACUCCAGAAAAGGCACUUGUGGUGCUACUCAGUGGUCUGCUGCCAGGGAGACUGCCAGAAGAGCUAGCAAACUUGAUGAAGAGGGUCUUGAGAAGGAGCUUCAGGCAGCCACAAACAUACAUUUCUACUGCACUGACAUCUCAUGCAAGUACUGGCCCUAUCUUCAGAAGAUGUCAGUCUCUAUGCCUGAACUGAGCCCUCUUCUUCAAAUGAGACCAUUUCUGUCAGUCAUGCACGCCAAGGCCCAUUCAACUAAGUGUGAGAUUGUCUGGAGUGGUAGGAAUCAGGAGGGUGCUGGCGCAACUGCAGGGGAAGAGGUGGAAAUGGUGAACAGUUUCCUCUCUCGUUGUGCUCUCACAACGAAGUACAUGACCAAAUCUGCUCGCAAUGACAUGCUGACUGUACAUGCAAUUGGGUGGAAUAGACGCAAGCAUGAUGGCCUUCAUCUUGCAUUGUCCAACAGAUAUGUCAAGACCGUCCGAAAGGCUGAGGCUGAGUCCCAGAGGCUGGAGAACUUGAGCCGUGAACUUGGUGUCCUGAGAACAUGGUCCCAGCAGUGGGUAGAUUUUAUCAGAAAUGUAAAUUGA